AUGGACGACGGCCAUGACACUGAAAUGCUCCUUGCAAUGCUAUCUUCGAUGAUGGAAGGGCCUGUUCCUUCUCAAGAGGUGCUUCUACAAGCGCUCGUCGAUGCGGAUGGUGACAUUUCUGUCGCUGCGGCCGCACUCAAAGUCACGCAGAAGAAACAAGCUUCGACGAGUGCUAAUAAGCGGAAACGAGGGCUGGAAGGAUGGAUCGUGAGCAAACGGAAACCUGCAGAAGCGAAAAUCGGAUCGUCCACCCCGUCGGGAAGCUCCUUGCACACACAUAAAGACAUGGGUGUCGUCCCUUCAGACAGUGAAGAAGAUUCGGGUGCCGCUGAAAGUGUCAAAUUCGCCAAAGGAGAAGAUGGAGAUGCAAAGCCGUCCAAGGCUCGACAGGGUCCUCCUGUUUCUUUGAUGAGCGUGCUCAAACAAGCACCGUCGUCUCCAACUCGUCCCCCUAAACUUGUACCCCGAACAUUGGGUACGCCUGCCUUGGUUGCGCAGCAUACUCCUUGCACGAUGCAUCUCUCUGUGCUUCCACCAGAAUUGGCUUGUCGACUGUUUUACGUCAUGCUUCGUGAAGCUCAUGGAUGGUCCAGGAAUAAACUUGUGGAAAGUCCACACAAAACAUCUUUCUAUGCGCGGAAUCUCGAGGAGGACCUAGAGGGCAAUGAGAACAUGCAAGAAGCAGCAAAGUACUGGUAUAAUGGUCGCCCAACUGCGCCUCCUAGGCCGUUUCUACCCGAAAUGGAGGAAGCCUGUGAGAUUAUUGAACGUAUCGUCAACACCGAGAUCCUCAAACGAGAACGCUUAUACCCUCUUGAAUGGCCCACGACUCCUGAACGACCCUGGAGAGCAAACGUGGCGGCAGCCAACUGCUACACCGGAUCAAAGGAGACGGUGGGCUGGCAUUCGGAUCAGUUGACCUACCUCGGCCCAUGCCCUACAAUUGCAUCCCUCUCCCUCGGAACGACCCGCAAGUUUUCUCUGAGAGAGGUCGUACCAGAGUGGGAAAAGGGCGAGCGAAACGCACAGACGUUUCACGUCCCUGUCGUGCACAACAGUCUGCUCAUCAUGCAUGCAUCGUGUCAGGAGAGAUUCAAGCAUACCAUACCACCACAACAAACGAUCGACGCGUUCAAGCCACCCUUUCCUCCUCCAGUAUCCAUAGACGAAGACCAAAUGAUGCCGCCUACUACAUCCCGGAUCAACAUUACCUUUCGUUUCUAUCGACCAGACUUUGCGGCAAAGUCCAUACCGCGGUGCCAGUGCGACAUUCCAAUGAUCCUUCGUCCAGAUAUGAAAGGCAAACAGCGGGAUUCUUCGAUAGUCCCUCCAAGUAAUGGAAAAAUGGAGGACAGAGGCCUGUCGACAUGGGAGGAAAUGGCGCAAAUGCGCUACUUUUGGAUGUGUUAUUCAGGAGCUCAGAACGAAGGCAAGGCAUGCAAUGCAUUUCGCGUCCUUGACUUUACAAAAGAAGGUCGAGGUCUUCCGGAACUGGAGGAAGACGCACUGGAAGGGAACACACAUAUAUCUAGUUGA
This is a messenger RNA of Serendipita indica DSM 11827, 1536 nucleotides long. Lineage: Eukaryota; Fungi; Basidiomycota; Agaricomycetes; Sebacinales; Serendipitaceae. The record is from the annotation of a GenBank genome assembly.